This is a messenger RNA of Oryzias latipes (Japanese medaka), 1273 nucleotides long. Its product is annotated as CDGSH iron-sulfur domain-containing protein 2A. Lineage: Eukaryota; Metazoa; Chordata; Actinopteri; Beloniformes; Adrianichthyidae. Gene Ontology annotation, biological process: regulation of autophagy; autophagy of mitochondrion. Gene Ontology annotation, molecular function: 2 iron, 2 sulfur cluster binding. Gene Ontology annotation, cellular component: intracellular membrane-bounded organelle; mitochondrial outer membrane. The record is from RefSeq and is a predicted model, not a curated record.
GCGCCUAUAAACCAACGUAAUGACAUAAAGCGAACCCAGGAACUAACAAAGUCAAAGCCAAAACAGGACCCCGCGGAGCGAUUCGAGAUGGUUUUAGAAACUAUUUCAAGAAUAAUAAAAGUCCAGCUUCCAGCUUAUCUGAAAAAGCUUCCACUACCGGAAAGCAUCGGUGGAUUCACCAAGCUAACAGUGUCAGAGUGGCUCCGGUUGCUGCCGCUCCUGGGCAUCUUGGCCUUGCUGGGCUAUCUGACCAUUCGCCCUUUUCUGCCCAAGAAGAAGAAGCAGAAAGACAGUCUGAUCAAUCUGAAGAUCCAGAAAGAGAACCCUAAAGUGGUCAACGAAAUUGAUAUUGAGGACCUGAACUGUCAAAAUGUGUGUUACUGUCGCUGCUGGCGCUCCAAAACUUUUCCUGUUUGUGACAAGUCACACUUAAAGCACAAUGAACUCACUGGAGACAACGUGGGACCGCUCAUACUCAAAAAGAAGAUUCUAUAGCUUUCUUUUUAACAGAUUCUGCCACUUGUUUGUUUUUCUGGUUUUGUCUCUGUGCCACAUUUGCUCUUAUUGGAUAACACAAUCUGCAGCCUGACUCUAAAUUUUUAAUUUAAUGAAAUUAAAGAAGUCACUUUCUGCAAGGGCCUUUUUUUUACCAGCUUGGCCUUUAGAAAAUGGUUAAAGCCCCUCAUAAUCAUGUGCAUUCUUUGUGGAAGAAAGAACAGUAAGAUCGCCAUGAAGCCUGAAAGACCUACAGUAACUCCGUGAUGAAGUCUGAUAGUCAGAUGGAAACCUUUUCCCUUAAAAUGUCAUUACUUAGUCUGUAGGCCAACAUGUCUACUUGUUGCACUGUAAAGGUUUCUUUCUUGCCUUUUGGUUGGCCAUAUUUUAAUCUUUUUCUUUAUGGUGUGAAAGUUAACAUUAUAUAUAAAAUAAGUUAUAGUAUGUAUGAUAGCCAACUUAGUCAUUCCUUAAAGUUUCUUUUUUUGUAUUUAACCUAAUUUCCUUUAUACACCACUAAGUGAUACUAUCAUAUUGCUAAAUUUAACAUGAGUUAACUGCAAAGGAUUAUGGUCUUUUUGCUGACAGUAUGUGUUAUCUAAAUCAUUGCUAUAACUUUUAACUAAAGUACUUACAGUAUAAUUGUGAAAAAUGUCAAUUCUUGUCAAAAUAAAUGCUCAUAGUUAACUAAAAUAGUUCUGUCAGAUUAAAACUGCUUGUUUUCUUCAAGUAUGAAAAAAUGUUGAAGUUUAAUGCAAAUAAAAAUGUACAAAAGUCA